This is a messenger RNA of Pangasianodon hypophthalmus (striped catfish), 3679 nucleotides long. RefSeq names its product trafficking protein particle complex subunit 12 (gene trappc12). The record is from RefSeq and is a predicted model, not a curated record. NCBI's taxonomy places the organism in Eukaryota, Metazoa, Chordata, Actinopteri, Siluriformes, Pangasiidae. The transcript has 12 exons. Bases 122 to 2506 code for a protein of 794 amino acids. Gene Ontology annotation, molecular function: protein binding. Gene Ontology annotation, cellular component: Golgi apparatus; TRAPP complex.
UGGCGCAUGCGUAUGUUUACUCCAGUCUUCUGUGUGCCUUGUAGGCAUGCGCGUGAUAGUGGUGCGCAUGCGCAGUGCGAGUAGGUUCGGUUAGUGACAGCUAGACUCGAAGGCGAGAGCCAUGGAUAGUGGUGAGGAUGCAGCUCAAAGGCCUUCGACUCUAGAUCUAGCCGGACUAGAGAAAGACGUUCCGGCAGUCCAAGCACCUUCAGACGCCGCCGCUAUGAGCAGUCACCCCGACACUACAGACGCUCUCUUCCAAGAGGAGAGCAUUGACCUGGACGUAGAAGCGUUCAUCUCCCCUCAGGAUGACAGCAAUGCUUCUGUGAGCGUCACGGAUAAGCUGAACGAUCAGAUGAUGGAGAGCGUCAUGAUCUCCGAUUCCCCCAACAGUGAAGAGGAAGAUGUUCCUAUUGACUCUCUGUUAGAGCAAACAGAUGACAAGGAGUCCCUUGACUCCAAAGAGCCUGAAGAAGAUGAAGAGAAUGACCCAAAAGAGGAGAAGGAGGAGGCUGGAACUGAACAGGCCACACCUGAUGAUACUGUUGAAUCUGAAAUGUCUCCAGCUUUAGCUGAAAAGGAGAAAACAGAGGAAAAUGAUAAGGACAGCACAAAGGAGGCUGUUACAGGCACGGUGCCUGCUCCAAGCAGCCCCAAAGCUGAGGAAACGGAGCUUGAAAUAGCCAAGCAUGUGAUUAAAGACGAGCCCAUUCCAGUGUGCACUAUUUUCAGCCAAGCCAUGCAGAAUAAAGCACAGUCCCUGGUGCCUGAUGGAUUUCAGCCGACUUUGGUCAAAUCCCCGAGCUUUACAACUGGCCAUAAUGAAACUCCCAAUAAACUAGUGCCUCUGGUAUCUCAGCCCAGUCCCAGUCUCAGUAAAUUCUUCACUGAUAAUGGCACUGUUAACCCCGCCUCAGACUUCUUUGACUCCUUCACAACAUCCUCAUCUUUCAUUUCAGUUAGCAACCCAAACGCAGAGACACCGAAGUCCCCAGCCCCUCCUGAGCGCCAGCUUUCUUCAGGCUCAAGCAGCCUUCUUCAAGAUGGAGGCACAGCCAGUACUUACUUCAGUCCGGCUCCUCCCGAGAGCACACCGAGGCCUGUGACAGGCCCUGCAGAACCUGUAGUGACUAUUAGUAAGCUGCAAGCGGUAUUCUCAGGCAGCGAUGAUCCGUUUGCGAGUGCUCUGAGUAUGAGCGAAGUGGACAGACGAUAUGACGCCUGGCUUCCCUCUGAGGAGACCAGGAGAGUUCUGAUCUCUGUGGCCACUCAGCAGGUCAACCCUGUGCAUGUAGAUAGGGAGAGGCUAUCCAUGCCCGGACUCAAGUUUGACAAUUUGCAGGGUGAUGCAGUGAAGGACCUGAUGCUGCGUUUCCUUGGAGACCAGGCAGCGACGAAGAGGCAAGUUCUCACUGCUAACUCAGUGGAGCAGAACUUCUUGGGUCUCAAGCAGCUGAUCGGCACAAAGAACUGGAGGGCAGCUGUGGACCUGACGGGCAGACUGCUGACGGCUCACGGCCAAGGCUAUGGCAAGAGCGGCCAGCCGAGCACCCACACCACCGACACGCUGCAGUUAUGGUUUGUGCGUCUGGCUCUGUUGGUUAAGCUCAACCUCUUCCAAAAUGCCGAGCUGGAGUUUGAGCCGUUUGGUAAUCUGGACCAGCCGGACCUUUACUACGAGUACUACCCUACAGUGUACCCUGGAAGACGAGGUUCGAUGGUACCGUUCUCCAUGCGUGUGCUGCAUGCUGAACUGCCUCAGUACUUAAACAAGCCCCAGGAGUCUCUGGACCGCUUGCACAGCAUGAGAAGCAUCUGUCAGAAAAUCCUGGCUAACCUGGAGGAAGGACUGGCUGAGGACGGGAGCAUGAUGACUCUCACUCAGGAAAACAGACAAGCCUCUAUUCAGCUGUGGAGGUCACGUCUGUGCCGGGUGAUGUACUCCAUGGCAAACUGUCUGCUAAUGAUGAAGGACUAUGUGCUGGCUGUUGAGACAUAUUACUCCAUCAUCCAGUAUGAGCCACAGCAGAGAGUGCAGCUGUUGAGUGGAAUAGGACGCAUCUUCCUACAGAUUGGAGACAUCAAAACUGCAGAGAAGUAUUUCCAGGAAGUAGAGAAAGCUGGUGAGGAAAAAGGAAAAGGACCAACUCAUGACACGGCUAUUUUAAUGAACAGGGCAUUUGUGUACCUGAGCCAGAAUAAUUAUGCAGACGCCCACACGUGUUUCUCCAGCGUCUUGAAAAUUGAUCCCAACAAUCCUGUGGCGAACAACAACGCAGCAGUGUGCUUACUUUAUUUGGGCCGCCUAAAGGAGUCUCUGGGUCAGCUGGAGAGCCUGGUGCAGCAGGACCCUGCGCUCUACCUGCAUGAGAGCGUGCUCUUCAACCUGACCACCAUGUACGAGCUGGAAUCAUCACGCAGCACGCAGAAGAAACAGGCUCUGCUGGAGGCUGUGGCCGGGCGCGAGGGCGACAGCUUCAACACGCAGUGCCUCAAACUGGUGUAACUAAUCACCAACCAGGAGUGCGUUAGAUCUCUGUUUCACUGCUUCAUGAUGUGACAUGAGCUCCAUUAACAAGAUCUUUUUUUUUUUUUUUUUUUUUUUUUUUUUUAGAAGACUUUGUAAUGUUAUGUGUGACCAAAAUCAAAGCUGACCUGAAAUGACAUGUAUUCACACUAAUGUAUGUGAUGCAUUUGGAACUCUUAACCCAAUGUUUCUAUGCUAUCAGGUUGCAGGGGAAUGUAAAUAGAGAAAGAAUAUAAAAUCAAUUUUAAAAAAAGACAUUAAUGUAAAUAUUUAGCAUAUGUAAAGGAGAUAGCCUGAGUGGGAUACAGCAUUACAGAAAUUACAGUUUGGACACAGUUCUCAAAAAAUAAAUAAAUAAAUACAUUGUAAAGGGUAAACAACUCAGUUGCCUGUGUGCCAGAUUUUAUAUCUGGGCUAUCAGUUUUUUAUUUGUGUUUAUGCUUCCUUUGAGACACGUGAAGCCAGCCGUCUGCAGCUUUUCUAACUGCUGUUCAUGCUGCAAUGCAGGGCAGCGUAACACACUCAGAGGAAAGCGCUAUCUUCCCUCUUCCACAUACAUGAGCUCAUAGAUGCCUGUGAUUGGCUACUGUCUCUGUGACUGACAGGAGAAAGAGUAUGAGUCAUUGACAGCAUCAUUGGAUUCGAAACUUGCGAUCUCCGGAUGGUAGGGUGAGCGCUUUUCUGUUGCGCCAGCAGCACAACUUACUGAAUUUUUGUCAAGGCUGAAAACAUGAUAUGCUUCAUUAAAACAUUUUUAGAAGAGGAUAAGGACCUGAAGUCUACUUGAAGUCAUUCUCUCCCUGGGAAUUCAUAUACUUGUUCAUUUCCUUACUUAACUUGACGUAUGUUAUUACAUCACCUUAGCUGCCAUGUUUAGAUUAGUCAGUUAGGUUUCUGGGCAACUUAAGCAUGGGACAUGGACAGUACAAAGUUCACUGUAUUUAUUGACUUCAUAUUAAGAUGAUCUUUGCGCUAUAGUUCUUCUGAGAAACUUCUGGGAAAGCCUUUUAUUAGAUUGUAACCAGUCAGUCCACUGUAAACAUACAAUAGAUAAAACUGAAUUCGAGUGUGUAUUGUUUGUACUGUGUGUCGCUUGACUAUACCAUACAUUUCUUUCAAGAAUCUAAAUAAACCACGGCUGAUUUUGAAGUA